AUGGCGGGUAGUGUAUUUUGGCUACUGGCGCCGCCCGGCGUCGCGGCGCUGGGCGCGGGCGUGGUGUGCGGCCGCAUCCCCGGGCUGACGGCCCGCCAGCGGGACAUGUGCCGCGCCGCGCCGGACGCCAUGGUCGCCAUCGGCGAGGGCGUCCGUCUAGGCACCAUAGAGUGCCAGGCCCAGUUCCGGCACCACCGCUGGAACUGCACCGCCAUCGGCAACAGCAACGUCUUCGGCCACGUCGUCGUCGUCGGCAGCCGGGAGGCGGCGUACACGUACGCGGCGGCGAGCGCGGGCGCCGCGUGGUCGGUGGCGGCGGCGUGCGCGCGCGGCAACGUGUCUGCCUGCGGCUGCGACCCCCGGCGGCCGCGCGCGCCGCCCGCCGGCUGGUCGUGGGGCGGCUGCAGCGCCGACGUACGCUUCGCCACGCGCCUCGCGCGACGCUUCCUGGACGCGCGAGAGGUCGAGGGCGACGCGCGCAGCCUCAUGAACCUGCACAACAACCGCGCCGGUCGCAAGGCGGUGAAGGCGACGCUGCGCACCGAGUGCAAGUGCCACGGCGUGUCCGGCAGCUGCACGAUGAAGACUUGCUGGCGGACGCUGGCGCCGUUCCGCGCGGUGGGCGACGCGCUGAUGCGGCAGUACGCGCGCGCGCGGCCCGUCACGCUGGUGGGCCGCCGCCUGGUGCUGCGAGCCUCCGCCAGGGGCCACGGGCACCGGCCGCGAGAGCCGCGCCGCCAGGACCUCGUCUACCUGGACGAGUCGCCCAACUACUGCGAGCGCGACCUCGCCAAGGGCUCGCUGGGCACGCACGGGCGGCGCUGCAACCGCACCGCCAAGGGUACGGGAAGCUGUGACAUCCUAUGCUGCGGUCGCGGCUACAACACACACCAGUAUACGCGCACGUGGCAGUGCCGUUGCAAGUUUCACUGGUGCUGCCACGUCACGUGCGACACGUGUAGCGAGCGCACCGAAGAGUACACUUGCAAAUAGGCACCUGUUGCCGCGUGGAUACCUGAGCUGUGUAACACGUGGGACUGACGAUGUCGCUCCCUGUUCUAAUGGGACAGGAUGACACGUGUGUUUCCUGACCCCUGUACACGCAAUGGCGCACUUACGAGUCGGUGUUUCUGAAGACACGUGUGACGUGCCGUUAGCGCUCUGACGUCACGUUCUCCAACGCCAUGGUGUUGGAGGUGUCCUUGCUGCGGCGUACGUCCACAACAGCGCAUUAUAACACGCGGCCUGAACUCAGUACUUCCUAUUAGUGCCGCCAAGUCACGUGGAGCAGUUGCUAGCAUCAAUACUCACGUGAACUCUCACCUGUGAUUAGCUGUGUCGUCGGCUACGCGUGUGCCACUCUUGCAGUGAACUUUGUGGGUGCUGUUGGAUCACACAUAAACAAGGCUGCUUCGCAAGGGCUGGACUGCUUGAGUCGUUUGUGUUGUAACUGGAGUCUGACCGCUGAACUAUUUCUGCAAUCGGCAUUGUACAAAUCGCGAAGGUCGAAAAAAAAAAGACUUGAAUUACUUCAGUAUACAUUCCGCAGAACUUUAAUAAUUUAAUGAGUGUAUGUAUGGACGCGCUCUGUGGUGGAACGAAGUGACAAAGCCGACUAUGCAAUUAACUUCGUCUACAUGACGCUUAUUUAACCAUUUCCAGCUGUGAGUUUAGUGAGGUUGAAAACAUUUAAUGCAUACACAGUGACAAAUUCCUGCAUAACAGAAGUUACCCGUACACAACACGUAACUCCAAGUGAUAUGCAAGACGUCAGCACUGUAACGAUUUAAUACAUUGCAAUAUUUAACUACAAUUAAUGUUCUCUGACAUACAUAUCAACUACUAUCUUGUGGAAAUAAAAUGAAUGUUCCUCUGUG
Messenger RNA from Schistocerca serialis cubense, 1877 nucleotides. RefSeq names its product protein Wnt-2 (gene Wnt2). The record is from RefSeq and is a predicted model, not a curated record. The transcript has 5 exons. Lineage: Eukaryota; Metazoa; Arthropoda; Insecta; Orthoptera; Acrididae. Gene Ontology annotation, biological process: multicellular organism development; cell fate commitment; neuron differentiation. The coding region runs from base 1 to 993 and encodes 330 amino acids. Gene Ontology annotation, molecular function: cytokine activity; frizzled binding. Gene Ontology annotation, cellular component: extracellular region.